GCACCGGCGGCAGCGCGCCACGACGGCCAUCUUCCCUGCUCUCAUCCGCCGUCACAUAACCUCUACUCCCCUUGCUUAAUUAUCAGGAAUUCCAUUAAUUCUACGUGAAGAUCAAGCAUGGCAGCAGCAUCCCCAGUCACAGCCGACUUCUCCUCACCGCCGCUCAAGCGAAGCAAGAUUGUCCUGCUUGGGGACCAAAGCGUCGGAAAGACGAGUUUAAUCACGAGGCGAGUUGUGUCCCUACGUUUGACAUUCAUGUAUGACACGUUCGACAACACGUACCAAGCUACUAUCGGAAUCGACUUCCUGAGCAAAGCCAUGUACCUAGAAGACCGGACUGUCCGGUUACAGCUUUGGGAUACUGCGGGGCAAGAACGCUAUCGGUCCCUCAUACCGUCGUACAUCCGCGACUGCUCAGUGGCCAUAGUGGUAUUCGACAUAACCACCUUUAUCGAUAUCGUAUUUGUAGAUCGACAGUCCUUCCUGUCCACCUCCAAAUGGAUAGACGAUGUUCGCUCGGAGCGAGGGAACGACGUAAUCGUCGUCCUCGUAGGCAACAAGGCGGACCUGUCGGACAAGCGGUAUGAUCCUUUGACACGCUUCUUGAACGCAUGCUUAGGCGAUAUCCAGACAAGUCACACUCGAGGAGGCGAAUGCGAAAGCGUCGGAGCUAAACCUCAUGUUCAUGGAAACGUCGGCGAAGGCUGGGCACAAUGUGAAGAGUCUGUUCAAGAAGAUCGCCAUGUCGCUGGUGGGCAUGGAGAAGGAGGGUGAGCAACAGGAGGCACAAAACGCCAGUAAGUGUCCCCGCAGU
This is a messenger RNA of Phanerochaete carnosa HHB-10118-sp, 814 nucleotides long. RefSeq lists its product as uncharacterized. Lineage: Eukaryota; Fungi; Basidiomycota; Agaricomycetes; Polyporales; Phanerochaetaceae. The record is from RefSeq and is a predicted model, not a curated record. Gene Ontology annotation, molecular function: GTPase activity; GTP binding. The coding region runs from base 118 to 774 and encodes 218 amino acids. The transcript has 4 exons.